AUGCUGUCUGACCAGAGCUAUCCAAAAUGUAACCCAAUUCAACACGAACUCAUCACAGCAGCUCCAGAACACAAUUUCAGCAAAAUCAAUUCUGAUAACUGUCUUCUUCUUGUUUCCUCGCCGCGAACGGUAUUCAAUUCAGCAGAACGGAACAGUGUCUGGGCCUGUGGUGAACCAAGGGAGGCUCCGGCGAUUCGGCCGUUAGAGUUUAUCGGAUAUUCGGGAGUUGAAUUGCAGCUUGUUGUUGCCGCACGAGGCGUGCAAGCCGGGGCGGAGGGCGUUAGGUUGAGAAGACCUCAGAAGAUGGUCGAGAUCUGCGACCGCGUGCUCGUCGACGUCCAGGGUAUUCGUCCAGAAGACCCUCUAUUCCUAAUUGAGUUGCAGCUUAUUGUUGCCGCACGAGGUACAUUUCAUCGGGCUUUACUUCCCUUCGGAUCUAAAAAGUUUAGAAUUUCAGGCACAAUGGACAGCGUAGUUGAUUCCCUGAAUAAUGCCUAUCAAGAUUUUGUUGCUGCCGCUGCCAAUGUGUUAGAGGCCAAAGAAAAUGCCGGUUCCAUUAAAACAACAGCAACCGAUACUGCUCUAGAGAACUUUAAGCAGAAGUGGGAAUUGUUUCGAGUAGCAUGUGAUCAAGCUGAGGAGUUUGUAGAGUCUGUGAAGCAAAGGAUAGGAUCCGAAUGUCUGGUGGACGAGGCAACAAGGCCAGUAGCAGGAAAACCUGGACAAGCUACCAUGACUGGUCUUCCUCCCAUAAGUGCAGUUCGGUUGGAACAGAUGAGUAAAGCAGUUCGAUGGCUUGUGAUUGAAUUGCAGCAUGGUUCUGGAACUAGUUCGGCUAGUUCGGCUCUUUCCCCUCCCUCAGCUGCGUUUGAUGCAAGGUUUUCUGAAGAUGCUACCCAAUAG
Messenger RNA from Sphenostylis stenocarpa, 903 nucleotides. NCBI's taxonomy places the organism in Eukaryota, Viridiplantae, Streptophyta, Magnoliopsida, Fabales, Fabaceae. The record is from the annotation of a GenBank genome assembly.